This is a messenger RNA of Bombus terrestris (buff-tailed bumblebee), 5886 nucleotides long. It is a transcript of the gene syd, whose product is annotated as JNK-interacting protein 3. Gene Ontology annotation, biological process: vesicle-mediated transport. The transcript is spliced from 19 exons. Gene Ontology annotation, cellular component: cytoplasm. Gene Ontology annotation, molecular function: kinesin binding; signaling receptor complex adaptor activity; JUN kinase binding. The record is from RefSeq and is a predicted model, not a curated record. Bases 478 to 4272 code for a protein of 1264 amino acids. NCBI's taxonomy places the organism in Eukaryota, Metazoa, Arthropoda, Insecta, Hymenoptera, Apidae.
AUUAUCAGAUAUUAGAACUACAGAUUAGGAUUCUGUGGAAACAGAAUGAAGACUCGGCCAUCUAACGGGCAUGAUGGAAACGGAAAAAUGUUUCCAUCUCUUGUGAUUUCAUAGGUUUAUUUGUGAACACGUCAGGAGACGACCAUACGUUUGUAGUAUUGGUCGGUGCGUGGUCGGUACGUGGUCGGUACUGAGUAGAAAAAAAAAAUGGCGAAAAUUUGCGUAUAAAGACGAUCGUCAACAGAGUUGACAGAAACUAAUGAAAUUGGCUAAUGUCAGAUUGAACAACGUAAUGCACGAAAAAUGUUCCCUCUAGUCCGCGCCGCCUUGGUGCGUUUCAUAUGAUCGGGUACAACGUUUUACACAAGUGUUCAAUCAAGUGAGAAAAACAACGGGAAAAAAAGGAGAAGCAAGAGUUUAGUGGUUGCGAAACGUCACAGAUCACAACACGGAACGGGCCACUUCAAGGUAUAAAAAAUGAGUCAAAUAGAGAUGGAUCAAGAAACUGUAUAUGGGACCCAUGAGGAUAGUCAUGUGGUCAUGUCAGAGAAAGUGCAAUCUCUGGCUGGUAGUAUUUAUCAAGAAUUUGAAAAAAUGAUAGCACGUUAUGACGAAGAUGUGGUCAAGGACCUAAUGCCCCUCCUAGUCAAUGUCUUAGAAUGUCUAGACAUAUCUUAUACCGAAAACCAAGAGCGUGAAGUUGAAUUAGAGUUAUUAAGGGAAGACAAUGAACAACUUGUUACACAAUAUGAAAGGGAAAAACAAUUAAGAAAAGCAUCUGAUCAGAAAUUGCUGGAGCUUGAAGAUGUAGCAGAAGAUGAAAGAAAAGAACUUUUAUCAAAAAUUGAUAGUUUGGAAUCAAUUGUAAGAAUGCUGGAAUUGAAAACAAAGAAUUCACAUGAUCACGUUGUUCGUCUUGAAGAAAAAGAAGCUGAAUUGAAACGUGAAUAUACUCGACUACAUGAGAGAUAUACGGAACUAUUUAAAACGCAUGUAGAUUAUAUGGAAAGGACAAAGAUGUUAGUUGGAAGUACAGAGAGAUUAGAAAAUUCAUCUAGUGGCCGUGGUCCAUCUCGUUUACCAUCUCUUGGCUUAACUCACAUGUCUCGAAGUUCUGGACCAUUGAGUUAUGGCUUUCAGAGCUUAGAAGCUAGCAUAAAUGCAGAAGAUGUUGACCAGGAAAGUCCACCAAAUGUUGUUGCUAAUUUAAGAACUGAAAUGUUGGACAGUAGCAGUGAAGCUGCUAUUGAAACAUCUGAUAAAAGUCAAUUAACAGAUAAACCAGUACAAGCAAACAAAACAACUGCAAUUUCUAGACAUGAGAGUCCAGAAACUGAAAUACCUCCACCUUUGGUUACACCGACAUCACCGACUGUAGAAAAGUUAGCUACUUCUGGUGGAAGAAGCAGAACAGAAAGAGAGCAACGAAGUGGUAACACAUUGUACCAGGAACUGAGUUUUCAAGAUGCUGAUGCAUUGGGUGAAAUGGAUGAAGGAGCAGAUAUUACCGGUAGUUGGGUACAUCCUGGGGAAUAUGCCUCGUCGGUCAAUGACAACUUCUUUGGGAUGGGAAAAGAAGUGGAAAACCUUAUUAUGGAAAACAAUGAAUUGCUAGCUACAAAAAAUGCGCUUAAUAUUGUAAAAGAUGAUUUAAUCGUGAAAGUAGAUGAACUCACAAGUGAACAAGAAAUAUUACGCGAAGAAGUUCGGGGCUUGCAACAAACUAGAGAACGUUUACGGCAGAAGGUCACUACUCUUGAAGAAGAAUUGAAAAAAGUUAAGGAAGAGGCAGAGGCAGCAGCAAAAGCAGCCAAAAGUGACGAUGAAGAAGAUGUAUCAUUAGCACAAAGGAAGAGGUUUACCAGAGUCGAGAUGGCUAGGGUGCUUAUGGAGAGAAAUCAAUAUAAGGAACGUUUCAUGGAACUUCAAGAAGCAGUUAGAUGGACAGAGAUGAUAAGAGCAACAAAGACUGAUCCUUCUAGUAUAUCAAGUGGAAAAGUAUCUGUAUGGAAGUUUUUUAGUAGUCUCUUCACAGGACCUGCGGAUCGAGGAGCCUUAGUUCGUGGACCAAACACAUUGCCUCAUAUGAGGUAUAGUGCACCAACCAAUCAAGUUGUCCCAGCACCGCCUCUGGAUACCAUGCGUAGACGUACGUUGAAAGGUCGCCAUGAGUUUUUCGACCAGGGAGACACCAUAGAUACCUGGUUAUUCUGGUUUUCGGUGGGGUGCUUAUUGGCCAGCAGAUCUUCUGAGAAACUCGUAGCAAGACGUGCAAAUGAACGAAGAGAGCAAUAUCGUCAAGUCCGUGCACAUGUUAGGAAAGAGGAUGGGCGAUUACAUGCUUAUGGUUGGAGUUUACCUGGAAAACCAAGUGCUCCAGUUAGACAACCCGUUCCUGUUCCAGUUUAUUGCAGACCUUUACAGGAAUCUGAACCUGGCAUGAAGAUAUGGUGUGGUGCUGGUGUAAACCUAAGUGGUGGUAAAACACGAGACGGUGGUUGUAUGGUUGGAGGAAGUGUGUUUUAUGCUGCUGAAGCUCAAGAAGUAAGUACGAACACAAAAAAUGAAGUGGAAGAUGCUGUUGAACAUUUAGAUAAGGAGCUUCAAGAGAAUGAAAAUCAAAGGGUCGAGGCAGAACAAUUAGAGCAACAUCUUAGCUCAUUGGUGUGGAUCUGUACAUCGACUCAAAAGAUGUCAAAAGUUACUGUGAUAGAUGCUAACAAUCCAGCGGAUAUUUUGGAAGUCUUUAGCGUUUGUCAAGGACAUUUACUUUGCAUUGCAAGUGUACCUGGAGCCAAAGAGAGUGAUUACACUCAAGCUAUGAACGAAGAUCCAGUUCAAACUGCUAAUGGAGUGAAUGAGAACGAUAAUCACGAAGUAAAUACGACUUCAAAUACUGAACAGAACACUCAAAAAAAUAAACAGGAAACUCAAGCCUCGGUGGAAAAAAACAAAAAUGAAUCUGAAAAUGUAUCAGAAGAACAAAAUAAUGAAAAUGUUAAAAAAUCGGAUGAUGUUAAUCAAAGUAUUACUACUGAACCACAAAGUUCGGAAAAUGUAGAUAGCGAAACGAUAAAUUUAGGGAAGGUAUACUUUGUGAAAGCUAAUUUAGAGGCAUCAAACUCACAACUGGAUGAAAAAGAAGAUGAAAAUGAGGAGAAAGAAAAUAAAGUUGAGGAAGAUGCACCUAUAGAAAAAAUGUCUUCAAUACAACCGACAAUGUGGCUUGGAGCUCAGAAUGGUACAGUGUUUGUUCAUUCAGCUGUCGCUAAAUGGUCAGUUUGUUUGCAUUCAGUCAAAUUGAAGGAUGCCGCAUUGGCUAUCGUACAUGUACAAGGACGAGUUCUUGUUGCUCUUGCCGACGGAACCGUUACGUUAUUUCGAAGAGGUCCAGACGGGCAAUGGGAUCUGUCUCAGUACCAUGUGAUUACUUUGGGUAGUCCACAACACUCAAUUAGGUGUAUGGCUGCCGUUAGUGGUAAAACAGUAUGGUGCGGAUAUAGAAAUAAAAUUCAUGUAAUAGAUCCAGUUUUAAUGACUGUUGAGUGCACUGUGGAUGCUCACCCACGGCGAGAGUCGCAAGUGAGACAAUUAGCUUGGCUGGGUGAAGGAGUGUGGGUCAGCAUUAGAUUAGAUUCAACACUAAGACUCUAUCACGCUCACACUUAUCAACAUCUUCAGGAUGUUGAUAUUGAACCUUAUGUUAGCAAAAUGCUUGGAACUGGGAAACUUGGCUUCUCAUUUGUAAGAAUUACUGCAUUACUUAUUUCCUCCAACAGGCUGUGGAUCGGCACAGGAAACGGAGUAAUAAUCUCUGUUCCUUUAUCUGAAAAUGUAUGUAAAACAGGUGCUGGUGGAUCAAUGGCAGUAUCCAGAGUUCAAGUAGGAAAUGCUAAAGGUGAUGCACCGGGCGUUGGUAUCAGAAUUUUUGCCUCGGAUCGUGGUGUUACGCCCGGUAGUUACAUACCUUAUUGCAGUAUGGCUCAUGCUCAACUUAGCUUUCAUGGACAUAGAGAUGCAGUAAAAAUGUUCGUUGCAGUGCCUGGUCAUGGUGGUCAAAGUGCAGUGUCAGAUGGUUCUCAACCGGCAAUGCUUGUUCUUUCAGGUGGUGAAGGCUAUAUAGAUUUCAGAGUUGGUGAUGGAGAAGACACAGAAGAUACUAUGGAACGAUCUAACAGUGCUAUUGCUGCAAAUGCUGAAGAACAUGGAGAACAAAGUCAUCUAAUCGUAUGGCAAGUGCAAUGUCCUUUACCAGUGCCAAUGAAUGGCUAGCCUAGAAAUUUUGGAAGUAUGUUGAUCCUGGUGUAUGGUUCAGCUUGAAUUUCUAUAGAUAAAUCAAGGCGUUUAAACGAUUUUCGUGAUAUGUUGUCGUGGAAUCGAUAAAUUAGACCUAUCAUUUGGUCAACCGAAUGCCGCAUCUAUUUAAUUAUACUUAUAUAACGAUUGUAGCGAAGUACGCAAACGAAUACGCAUAACAGCGAAAGAAAAGGAGAUAUUGUACAAUUUCUGAGAGUAUUAAGAAUCAUUUACAAUAUUUCAUUACGGAUGAUAAUUUCUAAACAGAAAAUUUUUUUUCCUUUAGGAUAUCGUGUUAAGCAACAUUGACAAAAAAUUAACCUUUUAGAUAUGGGGUAUUCAUUGGGGAAUUUUUUAAAAUUGAGAGAUAAGUAGAAUAUCUUAACGCAAUGCUUAUAAUCCUUAGCUUUAAACUUUAAAAACGUCCUUUAAAAAUAUUUUAUCGGAAUACUAAUUCGAUGUUACGUAUUGAUAACGUAAUUUGUAACGGAACUUCUUUUCUCUUAAUUAUGCAUGUCUUCUUUGUGCGUCGUUGAACGAGACACGUAUCUAAGAACUACUUAGACUUGCGUAUACAUAUAAGAAGUUUUAAGAAUGCUUGGAAUCAGUGUUGAUUGAGGAACGUUGGAGGUAUAGCAUUACGUUUUCGCCAAUAAAUGUGAUAAUGGAUAAAGAUAUGAAAUAAUGGUUUUCAAAGCUGCCGUGACAUUUGCUACUUAGCUGCAAUAAAAAUCAGGAUUACUACGUGGAAGUUAGAUAACAACCAUUGUACAAUGUUCAUUUGCAGGGAUGAGAGGUGCAACCGAUUCAAAUAGUCUUAGGCAUAAUCUAUUAUUGUACAUUCUUUCCGUUAGAGAGUAUAUUAUUUUCCAAACUUAAGUGAUUUGAUUCGCUUAAAAAAAAAUAUAUAUAUAUAUAUACGUAUACAUGGAAUAUAAUAUAUUUUUUAUGUUCUGCUACUAACUCUUCUCUAAUAUCACCGCGUUCGAUCGCGCCUAUUUUUCUUCUAUCUUACAAGAUGGUCUCUGAAGAGCGUUUUAAUGAAUUUAUGUGUACAUAAACUAUUGUGAGAUAUUUGUAUAGUGUUUUACGUAGCAUGUAAUUUAAGUUUUUGUCCAUAAACGAAACAAAUGCGAUUCUGGUAAAUCUAUACACACACAGAUAAACACACAAAUGAAAUCAUAUAUUUAAUCUCUCAUCGGUCGCUGUAACUUCAUUUUUCGUCAAUAUUACUCCCUCCCUAUAACAUUACCAAAGACGAGGAACGAUUUUAUUGUAUUCUUUGUACGAUUUCAAGCGCGAGAUGGUUUAAAAGUUGCGUAUCUUAGCUAAUGUAUAGCGACCCGAACACAGUGUAGUACAACACCUACAUGCAUUUGAGACUUGGAAAAAGUCGCCAUAAUACUUGGGCUUAUGAGAAUUUUUGUAAAUUUCUGUGUUAUAAGCGAGGAACAGUGAAAUUCAGGAUGUAUACAAUGUAUAAGGGCUGCGCAUUAUUGUGUGUGAGCUCGCUUUCGGUGUCGAGCUCGGAACUGUACCUGGCUCUGAUGAAGCUGCAAUGGCGUUAAUAAAGAAAGUUGCGAAACAACA